AUGGAUUCCAGCCCUGCUGCACCAGGCCUAUCUUCUCCCUCCACCCCUCCGAGCCUAAGACGACCUGCUGCAACCCCCACCCCACCGAGCCCCCAAAGCGGUUACGGCAAAGGCGAUAACGCAUCGACAACCCAUGUCGUCGGUCCCCCUCCUCUGCUCGCCUUCCCAUCUAUAAGCAUCGACGACGACGACGACAAAGACGAGGACCACGGCAACGACUGUAGCACCUCCUACCCCCCUCGCGUAGCAUCGAUACCUUCAGGCAGCCCUGGACUUCUCGCUCCUGCCAACCUGAAGCUUGGCUUGCUUCGACCAGACACAGCGACACCAGCCAUGGCCGAAGAUGACCCUCCCUCAGCUGGGGGCUCGACCGUCCCGGGCCCGUUCAACUUCCAGACGCAGGUCAUCUCAACCUCGCCUGUAAAGUCGAACAUAGGUCAGCGUCGUGGCCACCGCUACAAGCACAGUUCCAUUUCGACCCAGCACCAGAUCUUCCAGGAGCCCCCUCAACGACCGCCGCCCGUCCUCCCCGCCUCCCUCCCUGUGCCCACGGUUCGAGAAGCAUGGAAAAGCAUGUCCCGCGACCAGCGCGUCAGGCUUUACUGGAGCCUGUGUCACUUGGCCGUCGCGUCGUGGCUCUUCUUCAUCUCGGAGGGCUCCCUCGCCAUGAUGGCGUUGUCCCACCUCGUCUUUUUCGAUGCUGGUAGUGCCGCCGUCUGUGUCGCUGUCGAUGUUCUUGGCAAUUUCGAAGUCUGGCGCCGCAGCAGUGUCCGGCAUCCCUUUGGCCUCGAGAGAGCCGAGGUUCUCGCUGGGUUUGCCAUGUCCAUCUUCCUCCUCUUCGGCGGUUUCGAUCUCGUGUCACAUAAUCUCAAGCACUGGUUGGAGACCAAGGGUGGACAUGAGCCGCAUCAUGAACAUGCCCACGAACGCGUUUCGGCGGGCGAGGUGGACUGGGCUGCCUUUGCCGCCAUCACCAGCACAGCCAUCUCGGCAUACGGCCUCAAGAACCACGCGCGUAUCGCUAGAAUCAUGCGUGUAUCAUGGUUGGCCAAGCUGCCCACCCACUUCUCCAACAUUUUUCACUUCUUGACCGUUUUCUUUUCGAGUCUACUGCUCCUACUGCCGCUUCUCUCCAUCAAGAGCUAUAUCUGGCUCGAUCGUACGCUCUGCGCAGCGAUCGCUGCUUCCAUGUUUCUCUUUGGCGCCAAACUGGCCAUGGCUCAGGCUAUGAUGUUGCUCAUGUCGUACGGCGGCAUUGGAGGCAAUGAAGGCGUGUCUUCUGUGAUGCGGGAUAUCGAGGCCGAGCCGGGCGUCGCACGAAUUGAGGAUGCGCAGUUCUGGCAGGUGCACUACGGCCUGUGCAUGGCCAAUCUCAAAAUCUGCGUAGCCAAAGGUUGUGAUGAGGGGGCUAUCAGCAAGUUGCGAAGCCGGAUAUGUACCCUGAUCCAGAACAGACUCGGUGAGGGCUAUGGUCGUGGUACGAGCCUCAGAUGGGAGGUCACCUUACAAACGAGCGUCGAUGCGACUUUCUAA
Molecule: messenger RNA, 1533 nt
Organism: Colletotrichum higginsianum IMI 349063
Lineage: Eukaryota; Fungi; Ascomycota; Sordariomycetes; Glomerellales; Glomerellaceae
Product: cation diffusion facilitator family transporter
Exons: 2
Coding region: 1-1533 (510 amino acids)
Biological process (GO): zinc ion transport; transmembrane transport; intracellular zinc ion homeostasis
Cellular component (GO): Golgi apparatus; membrane
Molecular function (GO): zinc ion transmembrane transporter activity
Source: RefSeq, a predicted model, not a curated record